UGGAUGACGUUUGCGGAUUAUGCGCCGAUCGUUCCCCUCGCCUCAUAAUUCGGUGGGCUUCGCACUCGUGGCCGUGCAAGAAGACGCAGUGUCGUUAUGGCACCGAGUACUUCCUUUUGCUUCUGCAUUUUAGCAUUGUUGACUCUGUUCAAUCGUGGUCGGUGUGAUUGCUGUGAAUAUUUCUACCAUUUUUCAUGGACCUUCGGACCUACCAUACACAUCUCACUUGAGGGUUCAGCAUACCUG
Molecule: messenger RNA, 246 nt
Organism: Geodia barretti
Lineage: Eukaryota; Metazoa; Porifera; Demospongiae; Tetractinellida; Geodiidae
Source: the annotation of a GenBank genome assembly